Telopea speciosissima is the source of this 1579-nucleotide messenger RNA. RefSeq names its product ammonium transporter 1 member 1-like. Gene Ontology annotation, biological process: ammonium homeostasis; ammonium transmembrane transport. The coding region runs from base 36 to 1541 and encodes 501 amino acids. Gene Ontology annotation, cellular component: membrane. The record is from RefSeq and is a predicted model, not a curated record. The transcript has a single exon. Lineage: Eukaryota; Viridiplantae; Streptophyta; Magnoliopsida; Proteales; Proteaceae. Gene Ontology annotation, molecular function: ammonium channel activity.
AUUACCUUUCCCAACUCUCUACUCUCUCUUCUACAAUGGCAACAGCCCUGAGCUGCUCAGCCGCCGAACUAGGCCAACAACUCGUCGGAGCCACCAAUUCAACCGCCGCGGCCGAUUACAUCUGCGGUCUCUUUGGUGAAGUACAGAACAAAUUUACUGACACAAGUUAUGCUAUCGACUCCACAUACCUCCUCUUCUCCGCCUACCUUGUCUUCUCCAUGCAACUCGGUUUCGCCAUGCUCUGCGCUGGUUCAGUCCGUGCCAAAAACACCAUGAACAUUAUGCUCACCAAUGUCCUUGACGCCGCCGCCGGUGGCCUAUUCUACUACCUCUUCGGUUAUGCCUUCGCCUUUGGAGAACCUUCCAAUGGUUUCAUCGGCCGUCACUUCUUCGGCCUGAAUAACUUCCCCACCAAAGGUUAUGACUUUAGUCACUUCUUGUACCAAUGGGCAUUCGCCAUCGCUGCCGCCGGCAUUACCAGUGGUUCCAUAGCAGAGCGAACCCAAUUCGUCUCUUAUCUUAUAUACUCCGGUUUCCUCACGGGUUUCGUUUAUCCUGUUGUCUCUCACUGGAUCUGGUCCACUAAUGGUUGGGCCAGUGCUUUUAAAGCUGAUAACUUAUUACUCGGUUCUGGGGUCAUCGAUUUCGCCGGCUCCGGCGUCGUUCACUUGGUCGGAGGGGUUGCUGGUCUCUGGGGAGCACUAAUCGAAGGUCCACGUAUCGGCAGGUUCGACCAUGCCGGCAGAUCUGUGGCCAUGCGGGGACACAGUGCUUCUUUAGUCGUUCUGGGUACUUUCAUGCUCUGGUUCGGUUGGUAUGGAUUCAACCCAGGUUCGUUUCUGCAAAUCCUAAAGCCUUACAGUACCGGAACAUUUUACGGUCAAUGGAGCGCUGUGGGACGGACGGCAGUGACGACGACAUUGGCAGGUUGUACGGCGGCGCUCACUACCUUGUUUGGGAAACGAUUGAUGUCUGGUCACUGGAACGUCACCGAUGUCUGUAAUGGGCUUUUGGGUGGAUUUGCAGCAAUCACCGCCGGUUGCUCUGUUGUAGAGCCAUGGGCGGCAAUAAUUUGUGGGUUCGUGGCCGCUUGGGUCUUGAUUGGUUGUAAUAAGCUUGCAGAGAAGUUUAAGUACGAUGACCCACUUGAGGCGGCGCAGCUGCACGGAGGUUGUGGGGCAUGGGGGAUUAUAUUUACAGCUCUGUUCGCAAGGGAAGCUUAUGUUAAUGAGGUUUAUGCGGAAGGGAGACCUUAUGGGUUGUUAAUGGGUGGUGGUGGAAAGCUUUUGGUUGCUCACAUUAUUCAGAUUCUGGUGACUGUUGGUUGGGUGAGUGUCACCAUGGGUCCUCUGUUUUAUGUUCUUCAUCGGUUGAAGCUGUUGAGGAUAUCUGCAGAGGACGAGAUGGCAGGGAUGGAUCAGACACGGCACGGCGGUUUAGCUUAUGUGUAUAAUGAAGAGGAUGAUUGGACGAUGAAGCAGGGGAAUAUGUUUAGAAAAGUGGAACCCACCAUUAACAAUGGAUCAUCAGCUGUUGUAUGAUAUGAUCGUUAAAGCAUUUAAUAUUUUCUAUUUUUUUU